GAAGAUUUGAGCAUGUAUAAAUACACGUCAAUACAAAUGAUGUUCUAAAGCAGCCAUGAACCUGACUAUAAGUUUACUGAUAUUUGGAAUAUUUAUUUCGUUCUCAGAUGGUACAGCCACUAUUCAAGUACCAAUUGCUGGUAACUGUGGUGAUGAUACAGUUCUAACCUGUCAGGUUACUGGUAACAUUGGCAAUACUGGCUGGUUUGGAUUUAACAGAGAUAUCGUAUUAAAUGGAGGUGUUGUUAGACCAGAAGACAACAACAAAUAUACAGAAACCAGGGGAACAUCAUCGUUCACAUUGACAAUACACAACACUGACAUUACUGAUGAAGGAAAUUAUAAAUGUAGUAAUGGAUUUGAUGAGACUCCGCUGAAACGUCUUAAUAUAGAAUGUAAAGCAUCAUCAUCUAAACACAUCGUAACAAGAGGAAAAAAAUUACAGAUAACUAUAGAUAAACUAUAUCCUGCUUCACAAACACUUACUGCUACAAUUAAGAGACAGGUACCCUUUUUUAUUUCGUCAAGGGAGAUAAUUAAAACAUAA
Messenger RNA from Ruditapes philippinarum (Manila clam), 547 nucleotides. RefSeq lists its product as uncharacterized. The transcript is spliced from 3 exons. NCBI's taxonomy places the organism in Eukaryota, Metazoa, Mollusca, Bivalvia, Venerida, Veneridae. The record is from RefSeq and is a predicted model, not a curated record. The coding region runs from base 56 to 547 and encodes 163 amino acids.